CACACUCUCCCCGGUGGCUGGGCCUUCCCUCCAUUGUUUCUGAUUGGCUGGCCGGGUGAGGGAGCUCUCGGCAGGCUUUGUGGCACUCACCAAUGUCAGCCAUUUUUCAAUUGUGUUUGCAGCCAGAAGCCUGUGCUCUCAGCUAGCGGGGAAGGUUUAGGACUCCUCUGUUCUCUACACCAUGGCUCGUACCAAGCAGACAGCCCGUAAAUCCACCGGUGGAAAAGCCCCCAGGAAGCAGCUGGCGACCAAGGCAGCAAGGAAGAGCGCGCCCUCUACUGGAGGGGUGAAGAAACCGCAUCGUUACAGGCCGGGUACUGUGGCUCUUCGUGAGAUCAGACGUUACCAAAAGUCCACUGAGUUGCUGAUUCGCAAACUCCCGUUCCAGCGUUUGGUUCGUGAAAUCGCUCAGGACUUCAAAACAGACUUGCGCUUCCAGAGCGCUGCUAUUGGUGCUUUGCAGGAGGCUAGCGAGGCCUACCUGGUCGGACUGUUCGAAGACACCAACUUGUGUGCUAUCCACGCCAAACGCGUCACAAUUAUGCCAAAAGACAUCCAGCUAGCACGCCGCAUACGCGGAGAACGCGCUUAAAGAAAAAAAAAAGAGAGAAAGAAAGAAAAAAAAAUUCCUAUCUUGUCAUCUUCAAACUCAAAAAUAAAUCUCUUCUUCCUUGUAAUUGGUAGUUUGAACGUUAGAUAUAUAUAUUUUUUUUCUUUUUCCUCCGUGGGGUUAAAGGUACCUAAAUAUAUGGUUGUGAAUGGAAAUGUAGGGGACAGGUUCAGGUGCGGGCAAACUUCUUCCAUUUUUUUUUUUUUUUUCAUUUGUGUGUUUUUUUGUUUUUUUUCCCUCCCUUUUUUGAAAGGCGGGGAAUGACAUCCUCCAUUUUAGAGCAUAUCUGAGGCACAGCUGAGGCAGCCAUUUUGUGAGCUGAACUUUUAUUCAGCCUGAAA
Messenger RNA from Hyla sarda, 951 nucleotides. Its product is annotated as histone H3.3A. Gene Ontology annotation, cellular component: nucleosome. The transcript has 4 exons. Gene Ontology annotation, molecular function: protein heterodimerization activity; DNA binding; structural constituent of chromatin. The coding region runs from base 182 to 592 and encodes 136 amino acids. The record is from RefSeq and is a predicted model, not a curated record. Lineage: Eukaryota; Metazoa; Chordata; Amphibia; Anura; Hylidae.